UUGGAAUGACGAUCAUUUGAAGGGUUUUGGGCGUCAUUUUCGAUAAGAAAUGACGAUGAAUUGGGGAUUUUUUGUAAUUGUCGUUGAUGUGGGCUCGCGGACGUGAAACCCCUUGCAAAAGUUCAUGAGGUAGCUGCAACCAUCGGAGGGGACUUCGUCAAUGGUACGGCCAACCCCUGAAGGAUUUACAAACAAUGCUCCAUCAUGAUGCUGGAUACAGUCGCCAUUAAAAACAAGAUCUUGGAGCUUUCCAAACGCAGAUCAAUAAAACAUGGUCUACCAUUCGUGUUAUUUAUCAUAGGAGGUUCCUUCGGACUCCGGGAAUUCACAGCACUUAGGUAUCAGUAUCGACAGACACAGCAGGUAAAGAAUGGCAUGGAAAAUACAGGAUUGCCGAUGAAGGAGAAGAGUGAGAUGUCACUAGAGGCGAUAUAUAAAACCAUUGAAGAGUUGAAUACGGAUAACUGGGAAAAUAAGAGAAUUGAGCGACCAUGGGAAGAGGAGACGCCGAAGACUUAACUAAGUGAUUAAUUAUAGCUGUUCAAAUUGAAUAAAUGACUCCAAUUUAAUGCA
Molecule: messenger RNA, 573 nt
Organism: Diachasmimorpha longicaudata
Lineage: Eukaryota; Metazoa; Arthropoda; Insecta; Hymenoptera; Braconidae
Gene: l(3)neo43
Product: lethal (3) neo43
Exons: 4
Coding region: 205-519 (104 amino acids)
Biological process (GO): mitochondrial respiratory chain complex IV assembly
Cellular component (GO): mitochondrial inner membrane
Source: RefSeq, a predicted model, not a curated record